CUUCCGCUAUUUUCACUUUUCUGAAUAUAUCUUCGAAAUCGUCUACAAAAACAUGGCAGUCGUGAAUAAUUUCACACAAAAGUAACGCAGACUGACAAAAUAAUGUUUGAUCUUUGAAUCCAAGUUGAAUUAAUGCUAAUCUGGUGAUGAGUCGUGGUUUUAUAAGUCCUGAUUCUCGUGGUACCUUGUUCACUCAAGAUGAAGUCGCAACAAAAUCUGGAAAAGCCAAAAAGAAUCAUUUUGCCAGUGAUGGUGCUCAAACAGACAUUCAGGCCCAAAAUGUCAAGACGGCAAGAGUUUAUGUGUUUGGACAGGCAGAUAUGGAUGAUGAAGAACACCUCGGUGAUAACGCCAAUGGAAUGGAAAUGUCAGAACUUCGCCCAAGAGGUGCCGCUGCUGGGAGUGGGAGUGCUGGAAAACGACGUAACAACAACUCGACAUCGGCGAAUCGUGAUAAAGAAGAGUUCUUGGAGAAGGACAUUGCUGAUGGAGACACCCUCCAGAGUGUUGCCUUACAGUAUGGUUGUCAGGUAUCCGAGCUGAAACGCAUCAACAAACUUAUAAGUGAUCAGGAGUUCUUUGCCUUAAAAGUGAUAAAAGUCCCUGUGAGGCGGCAUGGACUUCUAACAGAACUUAUUAAAGAGGAGAAUAGAAAACGAAAAAAUGGGCCAAAGUUGUCUCUUCGUCCACCGAAUGGGACAAAUGAUUCCAUCAUAGCAAUGGACGAUAUUAAUUGUGAGGAUUUCGAUGAUGAUGGGAGCGAUUCAGAGUCACAGAGUUUAUAUGUUAGGACGUUAAGUAUUCGGGAUGUUUGCAACAACCCGUCGCGGGAUGCUCAAGAAUUCCUGCGGACCAUGGACCAUGAUUUGGAAAAAAUACGUAAAUCAACCAACUCUUAUAAAGGUUCCUUAGAGGAGGUUGCAAAAACUUUGACAUGUAAACGAAUUUAUCCGAUUCGGAAAAAAUCUGUGUGGAAUGGGGCUGAUUGUGGCCUCAGCUGGAGGACUGUUGUUGUUAUUGUGAUAGGCAUUUGCCUUAUAGCACCUCUAACAUACUUGCUCUAUUAUAAAUUUGGCAAGCCACCAGAUUGAUUUGGUCAAAGUUUAGUUCCUUUGUAAACAAGUGAGCACUGUCUGUACAAUGUAGAACAGUACUAUUUAAUAAGUAAUAUGUAAUAUUGCAUGAAAAAAAAAAUCUCUCUUCGUAUGAAUAUAUAUUUUUGGCCAUGGUUAUUUUAAUUUUCUCUGAACAGAUUUGCCUUGCAGAUUAACCUACAUGUAUAUUUGAAUUUAUAAAUGAAAUUGUGAUGUUCUGCACUGUACAGAUCCCCAUUCUUCAAAAAUUAUGUAUUAUUUAUUCAUUUGUGACACGAUUGUUUCUGUUGAUAUGAUAUGAGAUGUGAAUAUCUCUCUCCAUUGCACAUGUCUCAUUUCUAAUCGUGAUAAUUUGAUUUAUGAUGAAGGGAAAACCUUAAUAAAUACGAUUGUCAUCCAGCCACUUCGUCAUUAAUCGCACACAAUUAAAAGGCCUUGUCCAGGACUGGGCCUUUACCAUAACUUGUAGAACCUCUCUGUUGAGGACCCCUCUUUGGAAUGACAAAUUCUGUCCUUAAUGGGCGGUGUCCUGAUUACAGGGUCAAGUUGUUCAAAAAUGGCUUAUGGUGGGACCAAAACCAGGGAGGUGUACAAUAAGGGAGAUUCCACUUCGUGUAUAUUUUCUGCUUUACUGUAUCCUCUACUUAGGACUGUGUCAUACCACCUGGUGUUUUGUGAGAGUGAGAGAGAAAGACUGUCAGCAGCUGUGAAUUGCCAUGCCCAUCCCAUACAAUGAGGCACAGAAAGAAAAAUAUGUAUUUUAGUCUACAGAGAAAGUUGGCUGGGCUGGCAAGUCUGUUCAGGUCAGCAAGCCAUGUGCAUGAGUCCAACGAAAUGUCGUCUUAAAAAUGUGUAGUGUUCGGGUAUUCUAAUUUUUUGGGGGAGAUUUAAAAACCAAAGAAAAGGUACCCUGCUGGUAAGGUGUACACUCUGAUAUUAUAAUGUAUUACCACAGUGGCUCCUGGGUAAAAAUAUAUGCAUGUGCAUGACACUAUACUGUAUCAAAUUGAAGACAAAAGGAUGUUGUAUUGGUUGGGUUAGAAUUGGGACCUUCUUGUUUGUCAGAAAUGAGUCUGAAAGCAUUGUGUGCUGCCUCAAAUCCUGAGAACAAAUCAUGGAAAUCAAGAGGAGGGUGAUAUAUAUGGAUCUUUUAACUGAUUUCUUGCGGAUCACAAUCACGUGUUUCGUGGUUAGCUGGUGCGGCAUCAGGCUUUUGAAUUUGGGAUUGUCGUCAGGCCACUCUCUCCAAUAUCUUCCAAUCUUGUGUGGCAUUUGUUUUAUUUUUUGUUUCCUAGUCAAUCCAUUUUAAAAUGCUAGAGUGAGGUUAACCUGUCUUUGUCAGAAGAACUGAAAACCCUUUUUAAGCUUUAAGGAGUGACUGGGGUAGACAGCUUUGCAAUUCUUGGUGAAGGCUGUUGGGUUCAUAAAUAUAGUUUGAUUCCGGCUCAGUACAAUAAGACCAACCACAUCACUGAGUUUGUUUUCUGGUAACUUAAAAGUUAAGUAACUUUCCUGUAUUGUUCUGUCCAUAGAAAUUGAUGAGUAUGGUCUUAAUGAUUGACCGUGAUGGUGACUUUAUAUAUGUGUCAAAUAGUUUACGAUAUCAAUAAUGAUAAUGUCUAUGGGCUAGGCAUUGGCCCAUGGUCUCAACUAUCGGUAUGUCAUAUCUUCCAUCUUCAAAUAAAUAAAGAUUGCAUCAAAUACGA
Molecule: messenger RNA, 2800 nt
Organism: Lineus longissimus
Lineage: Eukaryota; Metazoa; Nemertea; Pilidiophora; Heteronemertea; Lineidae
Product: lysM and putative peptidoglycan-binding domain-containing protein 3-like
Exons: 2
Coding region: 147-1091 (314 amino acids)
Source: RefSeq, a predicted model, not a curated record